Molecule: messenger RNA, 176 nt
Organism: Funneliformis geosporum
Lineage: Eukaryota; Fungi; Glomeromycota; Glomeromycetes; Glomerales; Glomeraceae
Source: the annotation of a GenBank genome assembly
AUGACUAAGCAAGCUUUACAAAAGGAACUUUUAGAAAAAGUAAAACCGGGGGCAAAACCCAGUGAUAUCAAACGCUUAAAAAGAAGCAAAAGUGCCGGUGAUAUUCCCACUGCUCCGCCUUUGCCCGAAUCAACUCUGCUUACCGAGAAUAAGCAACUAAAAGCUGAAUUAGCUCA